AAAAUAGAAAUGCAUUAAAACCUUUGUAUUUUAUUUUAACAGCAUUUUAUAUGCUUGAGGAUGUUAAAGCUCGAUUACUGUGAACAACUUAAGAGUACACCAGACUUUACUGGAGCACAAAGUCUUCAGGAAAUAUCCUUCGUACGUUGUUUAAAUUUGGCGAAUGUGCACCCAUCAAUUGGAAGUUUGGAGAGGCUUGUUUGGUUAAAUUUGUGGAGGUGCAAGAAAUUGAAGGUGCUUCCAAGUAGCAUUUGCAAGUUAAAAUCACUUGAGAAGUUAGAAUUAUCUGGUUGCAAGAAUCUGAGGGAGCUUCCAAUUGACAUUGGAAAAUUAGAGCAACUAAGAAGAUUAUAUGCUGCAGAAACUGGUAUCUCACAUUUACCCAUUUCUUUGGGAUGUUUGAGAAAUCUAGAGUCCUUGGAAGUGGGAGACACUGGGAAUUCAGUAGCUGUUGAUUUUUUUCCAUCUUCAGCUGUGAAUUUAUGCUCAUUGGAAUGGCUGAGAGUGAGUUUCAUCAAAUCACAGCAAGUAAAUCUUCCAAUUGCUCUUGGGAGUUUGACCUCAUUGAUACAAUUAGUUUUAUCAAGAAUUUGGUUUCUUGAAAGUCUAUCGUUGGACCUUGGUCAUCUCUCCAACUUGAAAUGGCUCUUCCUGGAAGAUUUGCAAAAUCUUAGAGCACUUUUAAACCUUCCACCUAGUUUGGAGCGUCUUAUUGCAAAAGAUUGUGAGUCAUUAGAAAAAAUAGUAGAUAUAUCAAACUUGAGAAGACUUGAAUGGUUGAGAAUUCCCAAUUGCAAAAGUUUGGUUGAGCUUCCAAGAUUGGAGAGUCUUGAAUCUUUAAGAUGUGUUGAGAUAACAAAUUGCAGUGGUUUGAGGAUUCCUCCAGUUGAAAAUUGGUUCCAGGCAUGUUCUGAAGGUAAUACUGUCCAGAUUUCGCUAAAUGUCGGCAGAGGUUAUGUAUGUUGCAUUAUUCCAAGACUGUUGGGGCAUACACCCAUUAACAUCAUUAAUAGUGGUUUUGAUGGUAAUGAGGAGUUUGAUGGAGUUGGUGUUAGUGUGAGAAGCAAAACCACUGGUGCUUGGAUCGUAAAGGAACCUCAGAAAUAUAUUAAGUUUGAAUUGUAUGAGGAAAUUGAAUUUGAGGUGGGAACAAGGAUUGGAGAAGUAUUGGAGGUGUACGCUCAUUUCCAUCCUCUGCAGAAGAAGAUGCUGCUUUGUUUAUUUGAAAUACAUAGAAACGAAGAUGGAGAAGUGCGUUUCUUUCCAUCCAAAAGAGGCUUGGUAGAAUUGAAAUUGAUGAUGGAACAACAGAAAAUGAAAUUAGAUUAAUGGCGGGGAUACAAGAAAGUGAUGAUUGUUCAACAAGUAGUAGUGUAGGUGUAGGUGUAGGUGUAGAAGAAGAAGAAGAAGAAGAGCAGAAGAAUUAUGGUUGGAGAAGAAGAUUUUGCAGCAGCAUUAUU
Molecule: messenger RNA, 1460 nt
Organism: Ipomoea nil (Japanese morning glory)
Lineage: Eukaryota; Viridiplantae; Streptophyta; Magnoliopsida; Solanales; Convolvulaceae
Product: disease resistance protein TAO1-like
Exons: 2
Coding region: 61-1329 (422 amino acids)
Source: RefSeq, a predicted model, not a curated record